Molecule: messenger RNA, 18570 nt
Organism: Leucoraja erinaceus (little skate)
Lineage: Eukaryota; Metazoa; Chordata; Chondrichthyes; Rajiformes; Rajidae
Gene: phf21aa
Product: PHD finger protein 21Aa
Exons: 17
Coding region: 786-2678 (630 amino acids)
Biological process (GO): negative regulation of transcription by RNA polymerase II
Cellular component (GO): histone deacetylase complex
Molecular function (GO): chromatin binding
Source: RefSeq, a predicted model, not a curated record
GAGAGGGGGGUGAGCGCGCGCGCGCGCACGCACACUCACUUUUAUUUUGAGGGGGGCAAAAGAGAUCGGAAUUUUUCGCCUCUGUCAUUCAAAAGAGGAAAACUAAAUAUUUUUAUUUUUAUUAAAAAAAAACCUCAGAAGAAGUAACAUUUAACUGCGGGCCGGCCGUUCCGCAUUGAGGUGGCUUUGCUUUUCCUCAGGAUUUGGAAACGCGAAGGAUUCCGCGCCCCCCCCCCCCCUCUCCUCCCGCCUCCCUUUUUUCCCCUCUCAGUCGGUUGAUUUUAUUUUCGGUGGGAUUUUAACUGUGAUGUGAGGGCCCUUUGGCGGCGAUGAUUUAAGAAGCGGGGUAAAUGUUUUUGAAGUUGCUGUUGGUCGGACUCGGGCAGCUCACCGCCCCCCUCUGGCUCGGCGGCGGCGCAGAGUGAUGAGUCCAGUGGAUGGGUGAACUUGUUUUGCCUUCACUCUCUAUGUCUUUCUCUCUCCCCUUCUCUCUCAUUAAAUAUAUAUAUUUAUAUAUUGGAUAUAAAACAUUUUAUCAAUAUAAAAUAAAGUUGAUAUUUAUACACAUGCGGCCGACCGCAAUGUUUAAUGCACUUUCCCCCUCCUGAAAUUAUUUCGGGCCCUGUUUUUGUUGAUUUUUUUUCCUCUCUCCUCUUCUUCACUAUUUUUUUGGCUACGUGCGGAAAGAGGGUAAAGAGAGAAGGGGAGCUGGGGCUUUCUUUUUUUUGCCUUUUUUAGAGGGGUGGCGGAAAAAGUGAAGGAAAGUGGCGCGGGAAGUAGAGGAGAUGGAGUUGCAAACUCUGCAGGAGGCUCUGAAAGUGGAAAUCCAGUCUCAUCAGAAACUUGUGGCCCAGAUGAAACAGGAUCCACAGAAUGCUGAUUUGAAGAAACAGCUCCAUGAAUUGCAAGCCAAGAUAACCACACUCAGUGAGAAACAAAAAAAGGUGGUUGAACAGCUGAGGAAGGAUUUGAUGGUAAAACAGGAACAUCAUGAAGGCAAACUGCCAAUGCAACAGCCACAGAUACUGCCACAGCAGCAGCAACAGAUUGUACCACAACUGAGCAGCCCACAGAAGACAAUAAAUGAACCUUCAAUAGUCACCACAAAGGCGAUUCCACUUACUCUACUGAAAACAACACAUACAAUGCCUGCCUCGGUCGUUUCACCAAGAUCCAUUGCUAUGGUAACAGCUCUAAGCAACCCUCAGAAAUCAGUGGUUAAUGCAGACUCUCAAAACACACCCAUCAACCUACAGAUUACCAACAAACUGACAACUCUGGGGGUCGACGCUGUGCGAAUAAUGCCAAAAUCAACUGUACAGUUGCAGGUACAGACAACAAACUCGCCACCAAUCAAGGUUCCCCAGUUCAUUCCACCACCCCGGCUGACCCAACGCCCAACCCUUUUACCACAGGUUCGUCCGAAACCAGUGAUGCCAAAUAGCAUUCCGAUUGCACCUGCACCGGUGUUUACUACUUCGCAACUUAUCCAGAGACCAGUGGUGCUGACAAAAUUUACACCCACCACUCAGCCAUCAACUGCAAAUUCCAUACAUCAGACCAGAAUUGUGAAUGGACAACCAACUGCCGUCACCAAGACGCUACCAACUGCGCAGUUAACGGGCAUUGUGAUUGCUACCUCUGGUCCUAAGGUGCCGAGUCCCCAACAGCUGAAACUCAGCAAAACAAAUCUGGAGAACAAGACCAUUAAACUUCAGGUUGAAUGGGAAGAAAGGCGGAAUGAUGCCAGUCCUUCCUCCCCAGUUCCACCUAAACCCAAGAAAGAGGAGAACCCAGAGAAAGUUGCUUUCAUGGUUUCUCUGGGAUUGGUUACACAUGAUCACCUUGAAGAAAUCCAAAGCAAGAGGCAAGAAAGAAAACGACGAACAACAGCAAAUCCAGUGUAUAGUGGAGCAAUUUUCGAACCAGAGCGCAAAAAAACAGCAGUAACUUACUUGAACAGCCCUGUGCAACCUGGGACACGGAGAAGAGCCAAUGAGGAUCAGUGGUUGAAGGGUUUGCCCUAUUUAGCCACAACGGCUACUUUACAAAGGGGCCCUGUCAGCAAGCUGCAAGAUGAGGCAAACAACGUUGAAAACAUCACAAAAAACACAACCUUGUCUGGUGACAUCCAUGAGGAUUUCUGCUCUGUGUGUCGACGUAGUGGACAGCUGCUGAUGUGUGACACUUGUUCUCGUGUGUAUCACCUGGAGUGCCUGGACCCGCCAUUAAAAGUCAUUCCCAAAGGAAUGUGGAUUUGUCCUAAAUGUCAGGAGCAGAUUCUGAAAAAGGAAGAAGCAAUCCCAUGGCCUGGGACAUUAGCAAUCGUUCAUUCUUAUAUUGCCUACAAGGCUGCAAAAGAAGAAGAAAAACUAAAGUUGUUAAAGUGGAGUGCAGAACUAAAGCAGGAGCGAGAACAGUUGGAACAUAAAGUUAAACAACUGAGUCAUUCCAUAACGAAAUGUAUGGAGACUAAGAAUACAUUGCUCGCUCGACAAAAGGAUAUGCAGUCCUCGUUGGAGAAAGUAAAACAGCUGAUCCACCUGAUCCAGGGUAUACAGCUCACAAAAAAUGCUACACCAACAGAUGAGGCAGUCAUCAACCCCACAGACUAUAUGAACUCUCCCACCAUUGAACCUUCACCAGUGAACUGUGACAGUAAUUUAGACACCAAGUAGCUGAAAGAAAGGGCUAGAUACUGUAGAACUUAUAAACCUUUCUGGGAACAAAAUUGUGACAGGCUGUUCCUGACUUGCCAAUUGAAAGAUAAUUCUGUGCUGGAUUGUGUUCUUAUAGAUCCACAUUGGGAGUGCCAGCUUGGUAAGAACCAGCGUCAAGCCAAGUGAAAUACCAGUGUGUGCCUGCUGCCACCAGUUUGGUUUUUAGUUGUCUACUCUUCAGGGAUACAGAUAGAAAACAAUCGUGAUGACUUAAUGAGCUGCCCUGGUCAUGGAAUGUGUUUUCAUGAUUUUCGAGUCCAGGACUACUUGAGCAGAAUAACAUAUUUCAUGCAAUGCAACAUGAUAGGGGGAAAUAUAGUACAGGAAACAAAGGUUGAAAGGCACGAGAACAUGAUGGUCCUAAUCACUGACUGUAACUGAAGUAGCAAAGGCUGAAUCAGAAGUACAGAGAGACAGGUACAUUGUGUUUUGGGCACAGCACAGAGUACAAUGAUAUUCCUAUUUUGUUUUUAAAUGCAAAAAAACACAAAUGGAUAUUUAUUAUUGGGAGGGUAGGUGAUGGCACCAAAACCAUGCAUGGCUUAUGAUGAAGAGUGUUUCUUUUUAAUUUUGUUUUAAAAUGUCAGGUGGUUGUUAAUUGUACAAAUAGUUGUUUCGGUGUCUUAGGCACUGGAAAACAAAAGGUGGGCAGACUGAAUUUGUCCUGAGAUUUUUUUUUGGGGGGGGGUUGGGGUUUAAGCUUUGGGAAAUAUUCAGGUCUUCCUAGUGUUACCGAAAUUAGAUCAAGAAAAUUGUUGAGUGCUUUUGUUUCCUAACGAGGUGAUUUAUAGUAAACAAAAUGUUAGAAAUUGAGCAGAUAUAUAUAUAUAAAUGCAAAUAUAUAUUAUAUAUGUGUACAAACACAUACACACAUGCAUACACACUUGCAUUCACACACAUACAUGAACAAGCACAUAUACACACAUACAUGCGCAUUGAUACAUACAGACGCACACACACACACACACACACACAUGCAUACACACUGUCUCUAUGUAUGUAAAAAGAAAAAAAACAUCUGUUAUUAUCUGAACUGCCAAAUGCUAUAUUGAACCUGCAGGGAAUGAUCUUCAGUUUACUGGGGAAUAUACUGGAACAGUUUUACAGUUCUUACUAUUUCCAUCUUUAAGAAAAGUGGAUUGAAGGUCACAGGUAAUGAGAUCAGUUUAAGUUAAAUGGUCAUAAGUCUUCAGUUGUGUAAAAAACAGGAAAAAGUCUGUUGUCUGUUGUGCAAGUACAGCCAGAAUGGAAAUUUAUAUUUGCAUUAAUAUUUAAUGUUGGUUGUACUUAAUUUAACAUAUCAGGGUGUGCUUGCCUUUACCUUUUGGCACUAGGUGAAAAUUCAGCCAUUUAUACUUAUAUUUGUAAUUACUAACCAAACAACAUGGCAGGUGGAAGAGACGAUUAAUGAAGAGUUUCUUCUGAACUAGCUAUGUGAAGAUUUGAGUUUUCCUGAUUGCUGCCUGCCCACCCUGACAAUGGUGCAUGUACAGAACACAUUUUUGGGGAGGAGGGGGAGGGAGGAAUUUGCUUAAAGAGAUAGUCAGUGAUUUUCUGUCGUUACUUAGUAUUGGUCUUUUACAAAGUUUUUAAACCCAAUUCUGAACAUUAGUCAUAUUAAAGAUAUUUUUUUCAUUGAAUUGAUACUCAUUGCAAUUUAUAAAAAAAACAACAGAUAAUCAAGAGAAUCUAUUUCAAAACCAAAAGAUUUUUCUCAGAUUUGAUUUGCAUCCAAAUAUUCAAUGGAGAGGGCUGAGAUACUAAUUUAAAUAAAAGAAAAUUGUUGCAGAAGCAUUUCUGGAUGUAUCCCAAAAUCUUUAUUUCUUUAUUUCUCAUCAUCUUGACUCCCCUCAAAACUCCUGCAUGUGAAUAGAUUCUACUCAGCCUGAGUAGUAAACAUCUAUGUUGCCUCUCUAGGAUAUUUCUUGUUCUACCAGUCUUAAUGCAGAUGUGAAAAAGUUGGAGACUGAUCCUUAAAUUAACGAAAUGAAAAUUUAUAAAUAUGCUUCAAAAUAACUUUGUAUGCAUAAUGUAAUUUGGAACUGCAGUGAGACGAUUAUGAAGCCAACAAUCUUUACAACAUUUUGUAUCUGAACCUGGUCCAGCUUCAAAGAGACGUUAUGACUUUUGCUUGGUGGGAAAUGAAAUAUUAUCAGAGUAUAUCUGCCUUCCCUUCCUAUAUCCCGAUCAUAUUUAGUCCUUGAUUUGCAAUAUACAACUACUUCUUAUCAGUAUACCUUUUGUAUGCCACAUGCAGCAAUAAAUAGCUGUCUGUGAGUUCAAAGCUAUACAUUGUUAUGCUUUGCUGUCAUUCAAAACAAUAUCUUUCAGUUUGCAUUGUCCUUCAAAACCACUUGAGUUCAUGAUUUAAGCAGAUCAUUGUCACUAAUUUGUGUUCCUUUGUUCAUUCACUGCAGUAACCUAAUUUCACAGCAUCAUUCAGAGACUUUCCAAAGUCUCUCACAUGACUUUUUUGUUAAAACGGAGUCAUACUGGAUGCAGAGUUUGCUGACUGGUGCUAGUUUAGGCACACAAUAGUAUUUGGCACCACUAAGAUAGGGAGGGAAAAGCAACUCAAAUAAAACAUUUCUCAAUUAUUUCACUUGGGAAGCAAUAAGUUGUUAUCAUUUGAAACAAAUAGCCUUCUUGGCUGCACACUCGUGAAGUCCUCCACACUCAUCUUCUGCCAGCUUGGACAACUAGAUCUUAAUGGUACUGUAUAACACGAUACAAGGGAUAUCAUUGGUAAAGGAGGCUGUUAAUUAUCAGAUCAAAAGUAAAGCUGGCUGCAAAAUAAGAACCCUUAUAGACAAUCACUUGUAACCUUCAAAAAUAUUCAUUCUUCGGAGUAAUCAUUUGUAUUUGUGAACAUGACAAUAUCAAUUUAAGUACUUGAUAUCACCACAAAUAUAGUUUUGGUGUAUUAGUAUCUUCAAGACAAAAUGAUUUCCUUUUAACUGAACUCGUGAAAUGAAAUUUAAACUUGAAGUAAUCGCAACAACUACAUUAAUGUAAGAUAAUUAAAAGAUAAAAUAAUCCUCCUUCCCGACUCCCAUCUUCCCUCAUAAUAUCGCCACUGAAUAAUGCAUAUCAAUUUAUUACACCUUUGGUCACUCAAGAAUAGGGAUAGUAUUAGCCAUGCCAAAAAUAUUUUCAUGAGGCUAAAUGAUACUACUUUUGAAACGGGGUAACGAAAAGACAUUGGAACAGUUCAGUGCAAAAAAUCUGGGGGAAUGUUUGUGGAUCAUCAAGCAAGCAACUUAGAUAUAAAUCCCUACAUUAGAUCAAAGGGUUUUCCGGUAACAUUAAUAUUGAUCAUCAAUCUUCAGUCAAGACCAGUAUGGCAUUUAUGAAUUAUAUAAGCAUGUAUUUGCAGAAUUUAAUAUGUCCUUGUGCUGAUGUAAAACAAAUUGAAAUGGAUCCAGAACAUCUUGAGGAUUUCAAUUCUUGUAUAGUCAUGUAUUUUGAAUAGCUGUUUGCCAGAAUUAGGUUUACCAGAUCGAUUAGUCACAUGUAGUCAACAGACAUGAGCACAAGGAUCACCCACAAAUAUUGUGAAAGACUGCAAAUUUACAUUCAAUCAGUUCACAAACAUUUGUCAAUUUGAGGUUCAUACAGAGACAUAGGAAAAUAGGGUUAAUGUUUGGGUCUAGGAACAUUUUGUCAAAGCCAUUUUUACUUUGCAGUAGGUAACAUGAAAUGAGAAGAAUAGUCCUACAAGUAGGUGAAAUGGACGAAAUAAAUGUUGAGGUUGUAGAGGAUGUCUGAGCUUGUAUAAUAAAUGUGAGUGGAGUCUAUCACCUGAAGUUAAGAAAAUCAAGCACAAAUCAGUUAUACACUACUUGGUAAGCAAUGGUUGGAAAUUGAUAUUAAACAAACCUUGAACCUUGAAAGUAAAUGUAAUGAAAAUCACCACAGAGAAAGACCAAGGUUACCAGAGCAACAUUUUAUAUGAAGGAUAUGAUUUGAGUUAAAAGAAAGUUAUUCAAUAUAAAAAGUGGUGAUAAGAAAAAUGUUUACUCAAAUAGGAAAAAUAUUAACUCAUUCCCCUUUAAAUGAACAUUUCCAACAUUUACUUGUUUUAUUUCAAAUUUCUAACAUAUAUUUGGAUUUUAUAAAUCCACAUCAUCUGCAUAUGGAUGCUGUAAGACAACAUAAAUGUCCGUUCAUAUUCGCUUCAUGUCUGAUUUAAAACCUUAUCCCCACAGGAUGUUUUGCUGGAAUGGGGGAAAUGAUCUUGAAUGAGUGUAAUGAGCAUAUUUGUAGCUGAAAGUAAUUUGCUCAUUUCCGCGUGUGUUGUGGGCAUAAGCCACAGCAUGCUCCUCAAGCAAAUAUGCUGACAUUUGAUGGUCAUAGUGCUUUUAUGUGAGUGUGAUGUUUAAUACUGUUUAGCAGUUCAACAAAAAACAUUUUUUUAAAUCCUAUGUAGCACAGGUUUCAUUCUUGUGUGAUUAUUUGAAAUAGUGAAUGAAUUUUGUUCCAGAGCAUCACUACUCAUUUAGCUAAUGGAUUUCAAGGUUACUUCCACAUUAUUCUUUGAUUUCAUUGGUAUACUAGUUCUUCCAACAGCUGACCAUGAUACAUUCCUGCAAUGCACUGAUCCAUUGCAACAAACAUGCAUUGUUUUCUAAUUUAAGCAAAUUGAGAAUAUGAUCAAAUUAUUUAGUGUGGGUUGCCCUACAAAAGUAACAAAUAACUUGUGUGGUUGCUGUGUAAAAGCCCUGUCCCACGGUACGAGUUCAUUCCAAGAGCUCUCCCGAGUUAAAAACAAAUCAAACUCAUGGUAAGCACGGAGAAUGAACGUAGGGUACAAUCGGAGCUCGGGGACGUCUCUUAGCGCUAACGGCAGGUACUCGGGAAGACUCGCUAACGGCAGGUAAGCACGGGAAGACUCGUGAAGAUUUUUCAACAUGAUGAAAAAUGUCCAUGAGAGCCCUGAGCACUGACGAGUGGCCAUUACCCUAAAUCUCCGAGUUCGAAUCAGGGCAAACUCGGGAGAACUCUUGGAAUGAACUCGUACCUUGGGACAGGGCUUUAAUACUUAGGAAUUAUUUUGAAAUUAAUGUUUGCCCCAUGUUUUGUGAAUGUGACAUUAUCAGGUCAUUUUGUCGGCCGUAAUCUAGAACAUCUAAAUAUAAUGUGAAUUUCUUUUAUAAAAAUGCAUUUAAGGCCACCUGGCGUAGACUUGGCUUCUUGAGUAGAACCUGCACAUAAUGUAACUAAGUUUUGACACUUGGGGAAGUUAAUCUGCAAUAAACCCAGUUGUCUGUAUCUUUCUCCAUUGCCCCAUCCAAAGAAUGCAUGGAUGUAUUUGCUCAUUGUCCCAAAGAGUCUACUUUGUGAUGAUAGGUUAUAUCUCUCACACUGUAACAAGCAAGUAUGUUGUCCUGAGCACUUGGCCAAAGCUACCAAUAGUUUGAAGAAGGGUCUUGACCCAAAACCUCACCCAAAAUCUUCUCUCCAGAGAUGCUGCCUGCCCUGCUGAGUUACUCCAGCUUUUUGUGUCUACGGUUUAAACCAGCAUCUGCAGCCGGUUCCUACACAUUUGUGUCUAUCUACCAAUAGUUUUGCAGGAGUUGAAAAUUAUUGGGUGGUUAAUGAUCGUUAUUGUCUAUCAGCUUUUUGUAAGUUAUCGUAAGUUUUUAACAAGGAGAUCAUACAGAACCAUAUGUUCCAUUUAGAAACCAGUACACCUGCUGAUCUCCAGGAUUUGCUGACUACAUUAUAAUCCACCAAAUCUAUAUCCCAUUGCAUCCAUGCUCCAUUAGGCAAAUAUGUAGGUGAGAUUAUUUGUCUUACCCAUCUUUUAAUUCAAUAUUUAAAUUUCACAUCUCAACAUGUUUUUUACCAAGUUGGUCAGUGCUGGUGCUCUUUCUCUAAGAUACCUCCCUCCCACCUAAUAUUAUCAUACUUUCUCAGCAUUUCUUUCUAAACCAUUCUCCAUAAAGCACUUUGCUAAUUUUGCCUUAAAUGUAUCACUGCUAUUAACUCCAUGUGGUAGCAAAUUCCACAUUUUAAUUACACUAUUAUUAAAAUAUUCAAAAGAAAGCUUUUUAAAAUUCUAAUAAUUUUUAUGUUGUCAUUAGUCUGGAAUAUUUUCACUAAUUAAAUCAUUUUCUCCCCAUCUAUCAAACUCCUUCAAAACUCAAAAUAUGUUUUUUGGGUCAUACUUCACCCCCAUCGUGAAAUGUCCCCAAUACUUUGCAAUACUUUCUGUUGCUUUAAACCAUAAUUUCUGUGAGCAUUUUUGUAAAUCUCUUUUGUGUUUUUACUGGUGUCUCCAAUUUGUGAAAUGGAAAUCAGGCCUGUACAGGAUUUUCCACGUGUAAUAAAACACAUUCUAAAACAUUAUUCGCAUAGCAGUGACAAACUAUUCAAUAUUCAGUGCCCUCCAUAAUGUUUGGGCCAAAGACCCAUCAUUUAUUUAUUUGCCUCUGUACUCCACAAUUUGAUAUUUGUAAUAGGAAAAAAAAUCACGUGGUUUAAGUGCACGUUGUCAGAUUUUAAUAAAGGCCAUUUUUAUACAUUUUGGUUUCACCAUGUAGAAAUGACAACAGUUUAUAAAUAGUCCCCCCAUUUCAGGGCACCAUAAUGUUUGGGACACAGCAAUGUCAUGUAAAUGAAAGUAGUCAUGUUUAGUAUUUUGUUGCAUAUCCUUUGCAUGCAAUGACUGCUUGACGUCUGCAAUUCAUGGACAUCACCAGUUGCUGGGUGUCUUCUGGUGUUAGGCACUUUCCUUAAUUACUUUUGCUUAACACUAUCUAUCAUUCUGUAAAAUGAUUCAAAAUUGAAAGCCUCAUUAAUUCUCAUAACAAUCCUAUAACUAAUUGUGUAAAUAUUUGAAUCACAGUCCUUGGCCUCAUUUUUUCUAAUGUCAUGGAUGGAGGCCCUUCAUUCUUUGGAUUCUAUGCCAACUCUCAGAGCAUUCCAACAGAACCAAUCCCUGUAUAUUUCCUGUGAUAUACUUUCCCCCGUGACCAUUGACACCCUUCUGAUUCUUUUACCAGCCACCUUGCAGGUAUUCAAGGAAAAAAUGUGUACUUUACAAAUGUAUAUUUAUUUAAUAAAUAUCUACCAAGUGAAAUAAUAAUAUUGAUGGGGAAACGUUUGCACCUUGCCUCCGCAACAUUGUAACCAAAAACAUAAAUGUUCAAGAACUCAUGCAAACACUGAACAAAUGAAUAUGAGAUCACUUCCCUAACCACUGUUGAGUCUAUGCUGCUAAUGUAUAGUACAGCACUGAAGUAGAACAAUUUGCUGUUCGACUUGCUUGCCAGCAGCAUGUUCCAUUGGAAAUUAUUGUAAUGUUAAUCCUAAACAUGAAAGAACAGGCUUUUAAAAAUACCAGAUAUUUGGUUUUCUCGCAUUUCAUGCAUUCCAUAUCUUUCAAGCUGAAUGCAAUAGAUUAUCUUUAAUCUCAAUAGUGCACCUAAAGUGGAACAGUUGCUGUAACUACUGGUUGUAGAGUUACAUGGCCGUCAUCUCUCUUGUCCCUUGUGCCCUCAGGAUCCUAAUCAUCCAACAUUGUUUUUCCUGUGAUGCUCUCCUGGUCAAGCAAUCCGCCAAAAGCCCUUAUUCACGAGGGAAGUAUAUAAAGAAUGAGCACAAAAUAGGACCAUGGUACCACAAACAACCUUUGUGGAGGUGGGAUAAAAGAGAUACAUAUCUAUUACAAAUUAGUGAUAAGGUGCAUGGAGUUGAAUAUAUAUUUUUACUGGAAAUCCUUUCACUUUAAAUGUAUUUUUCAGUUAGUAAAUUUCUCUUGUGGCACCCCAGUUAAUAUAAAUUGGAAUGAAUUGCAAACAUCUCUAGGGAUAAACUUUGUGAGGAAUACUUUUGAAGUGUAGUUUAAGUUCAUUCUCUGAGGUCACAAGUAAGAUGUAAUUGCCCACAAUUAUAGUUUAUGGUGAAGGAAUGGCCCAGGAGAUGGGUACCGUUCUUGAGAGCAGGAUAAACUGUGGGAUUUGUGGUUCUAGUAGUUGCCUCUUCUUCCCAGUAUCAGUGUGCUGACCCUCACUGUCUCAGCUCUUUCAUAGGCAAGUUGCAGCUGCAAGGGAGAAUAGAUAUUUACUCCUUAAAUACUGAACUUGUAUUUGGCGUUGUAAUAAAAAUAUGUAUCUACAAGGUUAAAAUUAAUGGAUAAAAUGUGCCCGUUUUCUUGCACUGACACUGGAGGUUGAAAUGUGACUUUCUCUACUAACAAAAAAAAAAUCCGUCAGUGGUACGUGAGACAAUUGCUAAUAGCUCUCAGCUGAGCCCAUCUCAAAUAUUAUUGUCACUUUAGAAAAAGCAACAUUAUUUUUUUAUUUUGUGGGAACAUUGAUGCCAUUCUUCUAAUCCUGGUUCAAAACUCAUAAACAGGCAAAACAAAGACUUUACAUAGACAUUUUGGCAAAGUCAGCCUGACCAAAACAAAUUUGGCAAGUCGUGUCUGGAGUGCACCAUACCCCUAAAUCAGCUCUGAACAGACCUAGGUGGAUAUAGUUCUCUUAGGAUUGGAAUAUUUGAUCUGUGGAACAACCCCUACCCAAAUCUGUAUUACCUAUGCAGAUAGGCAGUGGAAGGUUUUACCAAUAACCUGUGCUGGUAAUUUGCAUUGUUGAAGACUGGAAUGAAGUAAGGUAUGUGGGUGAGUCAGGAUUAAGUGUAAUAUAUUAAAACAUAAUGUGGAUAACAGUAGAUUGAGACCACAAAAAACUAUUUGGAUUGUUUCACAUGGUGUUACAAUGAUAAUCAACAGGAGUUCCCUGACUGACAAGUUCCCUGUUUUUUUAAUGAAAUCUUGAGGCACCUGCACACAUUCUAAAAGGGUUUUCAGGAAACUAGUUCAAGCUCGUAUAUUAAAGUUCCAUCUUGUACAAUGUCCAUAGUUUAAAAGUACAUUUGGGGAAUUGGGGACUAUUUUUGCAAUAAUUCCUCAGCAAAGCUCCAACAAAAUUAGCAAAAAUAGACUGUAAAAAUGUAUGUAUUUGUGGUUGUUCAAGUUUGGGAGCUUUACAUUGUUUUGACAUCAACACUGAUGUUAGACACACGCACUCUGCCUGUGUGUGUGAAACUUCAAACACAGAGAAAAAUAUGAACAUUUCUAUAACUUUAGUGCAGUUUGCUGAAUUAUAAAAACGUUCGUAAAGAAAGUGUUCGGCUCAGUUUAUGUAAACCUCUAUUAACCUUCUAAUGAGUGGUAUUACGGGAUUUGUAUAGUGUGUAUAUAUAAACAAACCUAAGAUACUUACAUAUUCUUUUGGGUCCAUUCUCAAUAUGCUGCUUUCCUGAGUUGCUUCAUUCCUGCCCGCCUGUUGAUCCACUUCUGAGCUCAUGGAAUGGAAUCCAAGCACCAGGACAGGACUCAAACUGAAAACAUUGGGCAGGGUGGGAUUUGGGGGGUAGUUCAGUUAAAUGUAGAUUAUGAUUAUCAUACAAUGAAAUAGCAAAGUGAGUAGAUGAAAAUGAAAAACAACUGCAGAUGCUUGAAAUCUGAAAUAAAAUCAAAAAACUCAGGUAGUCGUACCUCAGUAUUUCCAGCAUUUUCUGCUUUAAUGACAUGGUCAAUUACGUUUUGUUAAUUUAGCAGGUGAUAGGAAGUAAUUAUUAUAUUGAAGGCAAAACGCAAAUAUUCAAUCAUGUUUGUCCAGUACUACUUACAAUUCAGAGGUCGAAUAUUUAUGAGUGCCCUGCAUUUUAUGUCUGCUGUAAUUUUAACAUCGAGAGGCAGUUGUAACUAGUAGAUUACAAGCUCGUGCAAUUUUUUUUUUAAAAACCCUUAAGAUGAGCAUCAAUAAAUUGCCCCCAUUUGCCAUGGCUUGUGCCAUCUAGUCUUGAUGAUUUCCUGAAACUUUUAUUUCCAAGGAAAGCUUAAAGACAUUAUUCUAACUCCAUUUAAUCUGAAUGGGGCACAAAACAAGAUUGUGCUGUUCUUGUUGCUUUGGCCUUAUUGGCAACAAGCAAAACCAGAGAUAGAGUUAAACCCAGAAAUUUGAACACUCGUGGGCUGAUUGGGAAUGUUCCAGUUACGUGAAUACUUCUGAGUUGCCCUGGGAUCCUGAUGCUGAUCAUUAUCUAGUAGCUAUGAAGGUUAGGUGAGGAAUGGGAUUCCUUUUUACAAUAGAUUGUCUAGACACUCAUUGUCUAGCCUUGGACUUGAAAUCAUUCCCUGAGAAAAACACUGCUUCCUGUAAAUUGUGACUAACUUUGGAAAAUAACAACUCUUCUCGUUUCUCUUACAAAGCUGGAUUUUAAUUAUGCAAAAUGUCCAAUGUCUCUUCACUUUGCCUACACAUUACCGAGCCUCAGAAAACUGUGAUGUUGCAUCAGAUUUAUUUUAGAAUCUCUGAUCUGAGAGAUACGUUUAUUUCUGACGGUGUUUAUAUCCUCUGAAGCUAGUACCACAUAGAACUAUUACUGGAUCAGUCCAACAAACCAUGUUACACAUCUGCAUAAUCAUCUGCUGCUCAUGUCAGAUUUUAGCAGAGAAAUAUGUGAUUGUGUCCCUACUAUUAAACUGGAAUAUGCAAAUCAAUCUCUUCAUUAAGGAUAAGGGAAUAAAGGUGAGUGUUGGCCUAGCACACUGCCUGUGUAAUAUAUUUUUAAACUUAAAUAACAAGAACCCUGUUAAAUUCAUCAUGUUAAUUAUAAUUUUAAAGAUAAUACUUUAGUAAAGUUAGAGGAAUAUGAAGUAACAUGGCUCAUUGUUACAAAUGAGCUAUCUUUAAUUGAUGUUAUCACUAACGUUUUAGUUUAAAAAAACAUCAUAAAGUUGUUUGGCCUUUUAGAUUUCAUUGACAGAAAUUCAAAUACUUAAUACAGAUCAAUUUAUUUAUUUUUUUCUUGCAAAGCCUUGCGUCAUAAUUCAUUACAGUCUAAGAAUGAACUAUGCUGCUUCAAUUUUAGGAUUUUCAAUUGGAUUAAAUUAUCAUCCAGUUGUAGAGUUUGAUUGGAAUUAACUCUCGUCUCUAAAAAUGUUGAACAAUCUUGUCUUCAUUUUAAGGAUGCAUUGCAACCAACGGUAAUGUCCUAAAGAAAGAGCGGCACAGUGGUGCAGCUGGUAGAUGCUCCCUCACAGUGCUAGAGACUCCGGAUCGAUCCUCAACUUGGGUAUUGUAUGUGCGAAGUUUGCAUGUUCUCCCUGUGACUGUAUGGGUUUCUCCGAGUGCUCUGAUUUCCCCCCACAUCUCAAAGAUGUGCAGGGUUGUAUAACCUUUGGCUACUAUAAAUUGCCCCAAGUGUGUAGGGAGUGGAUACGAAAGUGGGAUAACACAGAAUUAGCAAUUUUGCGAUGGUAAACAUUUUGAAUGAAGGAUGUGAAAAUGAGCUUCGAGAAAUUCUGCCAUCUGCCCUAAACGUUCCACUCUCGUAUACCUCCUCUUUCACAUAGUUUGGCUAAGGAGAUCUUUGCUUUCUGUCCUGAAUUCAGGAAAGCCACAAGUGGUUGUUGGUACAAGAUUAUUUCUGACUAAUAUUUUUAAUUCAUUCAUAUAUAACUUUUUCAGGAUCAGUAUCAUUCUAUAUUUCAUCAUGUGCAGAAUGGUGUGGAACAUUUACAUGUCAAGCAUUUUCUAGGCCUUCAUUUUUAUGCUCUGGUUGUUGCCUCAGAGCCUAAGACAGGUAACUGGCCUAUUACCAAUCUCACUGGCUGGCUGGAAGAUGCAAUAUCCCGACUCCCUCCAACCUAAUUAAUAAAGAAUAAAAUGUUUUCCCUUCACUAAUUCCUCCUCCCCAAUCUCCAACCUCAUCCCCUUUAAUUCCUCUUGCCAUUUCAUUCUGCACAAGUAGGAGGCACAACUGGUCUAUCCUUAAUUUUAAUUUUGCUAAAGAUCCUAACGAAAAUUACACCUACCAAACACACAGAACGGUUUGCCAUUCCAGGUGGGUGGUUUAGUCCACUUUCCAAAGAUUCUUUGACAUGUGAUGUGACUAAUAGUGGGGAGCAGGAACAGGAAAUGGAGAAAUAUGUGCAACUUCUUCCCAUGAAGUUAUGGAUAAUUUUGCUGCGAAAUGAGAACUGUAUCAUCAAUGAACAAAUUGAUUCUGUCCAAUUGUGCCCAUGAUAAACACCUGGAACCAGUUUUCAUCAUUGCUGGCUUCAGAUGACCUUUUGACAGACUUUGUCCGAUGUAAGCCAUGUGCCUGGAUCAGUAAUCUGCUCUAGCUAAGGGCUCUUCAUACCAUUGACUGCAGGUAUAGCCUUAAAAGGAAACUUACGGGACAUCAAGCCUACAUUGAUGUCUCAUUUUGAGUGUUAGUCUCAUUACCAUAAAUUCUUUUGUAAAAAACAGAAAAUGCAAGUCACUGAAAUUUGAACUGGUAUGUGAAUCUCCAUUAUUUAGAGAACUAGGAGCAGUAAUAAAAAUAUAAUUAUGCAAUUAAUUUCAUAACAGUAGUUGUUACUUUUAUUAACUGUACUUUUAAUACUGUUUUAUUUAUCUUAUCCGUAGUAUGAUAUUUAGAUACUUCUGUGACAUCACUACAUGAAUUGGCAUUAUGCGUGGUUUUUAACUGAAGUAUUCAGGAGGUCUUCAACCUGAAUGUAGAAAUGAAUAGUUCUGCAGUCAUGAUGUGAUCUUCUAGUAUUAGAAGCACUGUGGUUACAUCUGUGAGAUCCCACUCAAACAUACUAAUUUUUAAUGAUUCAUUCCACUUGGCAGAAUUCUGGCAGUUGUCAGGUCACCAGACAUAUAACAGAUGGACGCAAAAAGCUGGAGUAUCUCAGCGGGUCAGACAGCUUCGCUGGAGAAAGGGAAUGGGUGACGUUUCGGGUCGACACCCUUCUUCAGACCAGAAACGUCACCUAUUCCUUUUCUCCAGAGAUGGUGUCUGAGGAUCGCUGAGUUACUCCAGCUUUUUGUUUCUAUCUUCGGUUUAAACCAGCAUCUGCAGUUUCUUCCUGUACAUACCACAGAUCCUGUGAUGUAGCAUAACAUGGCGUAUUGGGAGGCAGGAGAGUCUGUGAUUCCUGCCUGUCUUUUUGCCUGAUGCAGAGCAGAGGGAGAUAUUGUGCUGAGGUGAUAUUAUUAACCUGUUCAUUCAUCAAGAACCAAAGUGAAAACAUCCAGUCCUUGUUUGCUGAACUCACUUGAUGCAGAUUUGGGUACGGUGUGAUACCAGUGGAAGUUCUCUGGCAGAAAAAUAACACUGGAUACUGUUCCACUUAAGCAGUAUUUUAAAGGAUACAAUGUGACUUUUUUUUUACUUGUAGAAAAAGUUUUAAAAGCUGAUAGCACACAGAGCCAACUGUGUUAAUGGCUAAUGCUCUGAAAAGUCAAUGGUGUUACCAAAGUGAACGUGAAUAAAACAUUGUGUUCCUCAUGUGUGUGUUUGAGCUUGGCAGGACAGAAAUCAGUACUGCACUGAGUGAAAUCAAUAGUAUAUUAUAUGUGAAUGACUGUUAUUGUCAGAGAUCUAGGUACAUUGUCGCAUUGCCUGCUCCGUACUUAUUGAUAAUCUUAAAUUUGUAAACAUAGAGUGUGAAUGUGGCAGCAAGUGAAGUUCUAUAGACUGGAAUUGAGAUGAAACCAACAUCAGUAUUACAUCUAUUUACUAUAAAGAGUGAGAAGAAAGCAAAAUAUACAUUUUUCCAAUUUAAAUUAUGUUGGUAUUAGGUAUUUUUCCAUCCACGUUUGAUAAGAUUAUGUUUAAUGGGAGGACAUUUAAUUUGGCUUCUGUUGGCAUUCAGCUUCUGAUUUGUGCAGCCUGAAACAACCUCACCAGGGCUCUCUGUAGAUUCUGAAAUCAACAUAAGGCUUUGCAAUUUAACUGAAAAGAAAAUGUUUUCAAAAUCAUCCUUGCAGUUUUUCCUCAUCUUUGUGGUUCUCUAAACUACUAAAUUAAAUCUGAAAGGUUAUAUUUUUAUGGUCAGUUGGAGUUACUUUUCACCAUCGUUUUUCCUGUUUGAACUUAUUUAGAAUAAAAUCGAUACAAAAAAGUAAUUCCCAACCUGCAGAACAAUUGAACAAAUACUUCAAUAAACUAACUAACCUAACUAUCACCACAGUCCACAACUUCAUUAAACACAAAAACUCCUGCAUUUCGUUUGCUUCCGAUGCUGAAUUUAUUAAGGAUAAUGUUCCACAAUUGCUAUCUCUCUGCAUGAACUGGGGGAUGCUGAUCUUAUACAUAUAAACUUGAUAGUAUAUGCAUAUAUACUGGAGCAACCUUUAUCCAGGAAAACAAGCCUGAUCAAAAUGUGUACAUUUUUCAUGACAAUGGAAACACAAACCAUGAUUUUUUUUCUCGCAUUCUUCCUAUCAAAUGUGUAUUUUAAUACACCAAUCUGGAAUUAGCUCAUUCAACCCAACCUGAACUCCUGGCUUUUGGGCAUAUUCCAGGAUUUGAUCAUUGACCUGGUCUCUGGUGGCAGUGGGCUGCGAGAGGGAAAACAUGCUUUAUGGAACAUUUGUUUGGAUAACUAAAAAUAUUGAUAGUGACCUUAACUAAUGUGACAAUCCAUCCUGUUUUCUAAACCAAACAGCCAACUAAUUGUCUUUGUUGUAAUAAGGGACCCUAGUGAUCCCUGAAUGAAAAAUAAAUUUGCAUGAAUUGAGAUUUUUGUUUAAACUUAUUUGGCAGAGUGUCAAUACCUUCUCAACAAAAUGUCACAUUGGGUGAAUUAAUAUUUAAUUAUGGAGGUUUCAAACGAUGGUAGGAAUCGCUGGCAGCAUUUUUAAGAGUUGAUUAUCCUUCAAGCGGCAGAUUGAGAAAUGAUUUUAUGGAUAGCAAUCCCCGACAAAGGGUAUUAACUGUUUACAUUGUGUUUGUUUAAAAACAAAGUCUCUUACCUCAUGCACAGUACUUUUGCAUUAUUGUGUUAAUAUAGAGGGGGAAAAGUAAUCAAAAUGAAACAGGAAAACAAUACGAGCAAAAAUGAUUGUUUAUUUGCCCGAUGCUUCCAGAUUUAAUGCAGAUAAUUAAACAAAGUGUCACCACAUAAUAGUCUAUGAGGGCAAAGCAAACACUACAACUGUUUGAAUGUGCUGCAGUUUGUGUAAAAUAUCAUUACACUGGUUCAAUAUCAGUGUUUUAUUUUAUUGUAAGAUAGUGGUGUUGAGUUUUUUUUGAAAUUGUAUAGGUUAUUUCCCCCCCCCCCCCCCCCCCAAGUUGGUUUGAUAGAAAACUGCAAACUCAACAGGCUUUUUUAUUGUAAAUGUUUUUUAAUAUUGUUUGUCCAAGAUCCUGUGCUAAAUAAUUUUCAUUCUAGCAGUUUAAAAGUUUUAUUUACUCACUUCUCCCCUUGGUUUCAAAGCCAUUGUGAUUUUUAAUUUGUGAUGUAUCUAGAUAUUAGCUGUACUUAAAAACAAAAAAGGACAAAAUUCUUGAUGCAUCUGAAAUCUUUUGGAACAAUGUAUUUAUUUUAUUCUUUGCUAAGUAAAGAUUGUACACAAUGCUUUUUGGACUGUUUUGACCAUGUCUUUUUGUAUGAUGCAAGUCUGAACCAGCAGAAAUAUUUUUUAGGAUGACAAAUUCUGGUUUGUUUCUUUUUUCAUGUUUUUUUUUCCUGAGGAAAUGGUGGCCAAAAUAAAUUUUACUGGAAAUUACAAUCCAGCACAGCUUCGGCACCUUUGUUUACAAUUGUAAUUGCUUCCCCCACUACUGUGCUGACGGUGGGAUUACACCUCAGGUUUUCUACUGUGCACUAGGAAUAUUGAAAGGAUGGUGAAUGUUCCACAAAAAAAUAGUAGCCUCAUUUCCUAUUCCUGGAUUUUGUGGUUCAAAUGCAAACUACGUUUGUGUUCAGUCAAGUCAAUAUGGAUAGUCUCCUGUGCUGCUAGCAUUUUCAUUUAUGUAGCCUUUCCACUGCUUUUGAGUUGUUGAUUCUUCUCUUCCAAAAUUUUUUAGCAAUGAUGUGGAAUUGAAUAGU